Molecule: messenger RNA, 5290 nt
Organism: Hevea brasiliensis (rubber tree)
Lineage: Eukaryota; Viridiplantae; Streptophyta; Magnoliopsida; Malpighiales; Euphorbiaceae
Product: DNA (cytosine-5)-methyltransferase 1
Cellular component (GO): nucleus
Molecular function (GO): chromatin binding; DNA (cytosine-5-)-methyltransferase activity
Source: RefSeq, a predicted model, not a curated record
ACCCUACUCAUCCCCACUUAUCCAUGACCAUUCCUACAUAUAAUUGAGUAAACCUGUUUAAAAUGGUAAAUAUGGGGACCGCUGUUCCAAGUCCAACCACGGGCUUGCGUGUUGGAUUUUGCAAAUGAAAAGGCCAUGGGCGCCAAAUUUUUUCAUAUUCCCGCUCAUUUCGUCUUUUUGUAAUAGUUAUGUGGAUUAUAUUUGAAAUGAGAUAGAAACAUAUACCCAUUUGGCAGCUUAGACGAGUUUUGGGUAUUUGUUUCAACUUGUGUGUUCGAUUAAAUAAAUAGUGUCUUCGCUUUGAUCUCAGGUCUCUUUCUCUACUCUUUACUGGGUUAUAUUUGUGCUUCUACUUCCAAAUAUUGGAAAGAAAACACACCAACACAAUAAUAGUAAAAGGAGGAUUGUGUUCAAUUGAAAAAAUAAUGGGAUCUUCAGCGCUAUUGGAUUCACCACUCUCCAAUGCUUCCGACUCGGAAUCAGGAAUGAAGAAGACCAAAGGAAAAACAAAAUCCUCGGUUUCUAAGGAAAGCAAGGAACUAAAAAACAACGCGAAAAGAAGAAAGCAAACUUCUUCUCACAGGAUUGAAGAGCCUGCUGUCUCCCAAAAAAGGCCAAAGCGAGCUGCUGCAUGCACAGAUUUCAAGGAGAAAUUGGUACCUUUGUCUGAAAAGUCUUCCGUUCUUGAAUCAAAGAAUGAACAAUUUGCAGAUGAAGAGAUUAUAGCUAUUCACCUCACACAUGAACAAGAAGAAGGUCGUCCAAAUAGGAGACUAACUGAUUUUGUUGUGCAUGAUGCAAAUGGCAUGCCACGCCCCCUUGAGAUGAUUGAAGUUGAUGAUAUGUUUAUAUCUGGUCUUAUAUUGCCUCUUGAGGGGAGUCCUGAGCAGGAAAAGGAAAAAUGUAUUAGAUGUGAAGGCUUUGGAAGGAUAGAAGGGUGGAGCAUAUCUGGUUAUGAAGAUGGCUCUCCAGUUGUAUGGCUUACAACAGAUAUUGCUGAUUAUGAUUGCCUAAGACCUGCAAGUAGCUACAAGAAGUUCUAUGAUCGUUUCUUUGAGAAGGCUUACACUUGUAUAGAGGUGUACAAGAAACUAUCAAAAUCUUCUGGAGGGAAUCCUGAUAUCACUCUUGAUGAGUUGCUUGCAGGGGUUGUUCGAUCAAUGACUGGACGCAAGUGUUUUUCAGGUGCAGCAUCCAUUAAGGAUUUUGUCAUUUCUCAUGGUGAAUUCAUUUAUAAUCAACUAAUAGGAUUAGAUGACACAUCAAAGAAGAAUGACCAGAAAUUUGCAGACUUGCCUGUUCUUCUUGCCUUGAAAGACAAGAGUCGCAAGCAUGGAAAUUAUGUACUGGCAAAAGCAGCAAGCUCUUGUGGGAAUUUGACAAUAUGUCCAAAAGUUGGAGGCACAGAGUCAACUAUGUUACUAUCUAAUUCAUCCUCCAGUGGAGCUGAGGAGGAUGAAGAUGCAAAACUAGCGAGACUAUUGCAAGAAGAAGAGUAUUGGCAAUCUACAAAGAAGCAAAAGAAAAGUAAGGGUUCAGCUUCAUCAUCAAAUACAAUCUACAUAAAAAUCAAUGAAGAUGAGAUUGCUAACGACUACCCUUUGCCUGCAUUUUACUCACAUUCUGAUGAAGAAACUGAUGAAUAUGUAGCUAUUGACAGUGAUGAGCAUAUCAUGGUUGACCCUGAUGAUCUUCCAAAAAGAAUGCUCCAUAAUUGGUCGCUUUACAAUUCUGAUUCAAGAUUGAUUUCGUUGGAGCUUCUUCCCAUGAAACCAUGUGAAGAUAUAGAUGUCACCAUCUUUGGGUCAGGAAGGAUGACUGAAGAUGAUGGAAGUGGGUUCCAUCUUGAAAAUGAUCCUGAUCAGUCUUCCUCAGGGGGUUCAGGGGCACAGGAUGAUGUGGGUUUGCCAAUUUUUUUGAGUGCAAUAAAGGAGUGGAUGAUAGAAUUUGGUUCUUCAGUGGUUUUCAUAUCUAUCCGAACAGACAUGGCCUGGUAUAGACUUGGAAAGCCGUCAAAUAAAUAUUCUCCAUGGUAUAAGCCAGUUCUGAAAACAGCCAAACUUGCAAGAAGCAUCAUUACAUUGUUGAAAGAACAAAGUCGAGUGUCACGGCUUUCUUUUGCAGAUGUAAUCAGGAAAAUAUCUGAGUUCAAAAAGGAUGAUCAUGGUUACAUUUCUCAUGAUCCAGCAGCUGUUGAGAGAUAUGUGGUUGUGCAUGGGCAAAUAAUACUGCAGCUUUUUGCUGAAUUUCCUGAUGAAAAGAUAAAGAAAUGCGCAUUUGUGGUUGGUCUUACAAAUAAGAUGGAGGAGAGACAUCAUACCAAAUGGGUGGUGAAAAAAAAACACAUUAUGCAGAAGAGUCUACCCAAUUUAAAUCCCCGAGCAGCAAUGGGCCCUAUAGGCCUUAUGGUGUCCAAGAGGAAGGUUAUGCAGGCAACGACAACAAGGCUUAUUAACAGAAUUUGGGGGGAAUAUUACUCUAAUUACUCACCAGAGGAUACGAAAGAGGGAACUAAUUGUGAAGCAAAAGAGGAGGAUUGCAUUGAGGAGCAAGAGGAAAAUGAAGAUGAUGCUGAAGAGGAGAAUCUAUUAAUUUCAGAGAAUACACAAAAGCCUUGCUUGGUGUCAUCACGAACCAAAUCAUACUCUUCAAGGGAUAAAGUACAAUGGGAUGGGAAUCCUGUAGGCAUAACGCAUUCUGGUGGAGCUAUUUAUAAGAGCGCUAUUGUUCGUGGCGAGGUGAUUGCUGUGGGAGGUGCUGUCUUAGUGGAGGUUGAUGAAUCAAAUGAACUUCCUCUGAUCUAUUUUGUAGAGUACAUGUUUGAAACAUCAGAUGGAAGCAAAAUGUUUCAUGGGAGAAUGAUGCAGCAGGGACAUCAGACAGUUCUGGGCAAUGCAGCCAAUGAGAGAGAGGUUUUCUUGAGAAAUGAAUGCAUGAAUUAUGACUUGCAGGAUGUCAAACAGGCAAUUGUGGUGGAACUUCGCAAAACGCCUUGGGGACAUCGUCACAGGAAAGAUAAUGCCAAUACUGAUAGAAUUGAUAGAGCAAGAGCAGAAGACAGGAAAAGGAAAGGAUUGCCUCUGGAAUAUUACUGUAGAAGUUUGUAUUGGCCAGAUAGAGGUGCUUUUUUCAGUCUCACCCAUGAUACAAUGGGUCUUGGAUCUGGUGUCUGCCACUCUUGCAAAAUAAAGGAAGCUGAAAUGGAAAAGGACAUUUUCAAAGUUAAUUCUUCUAUGACUCGAUUUGUACUAUUAGGGAUUGAGUAUUCUGUUAAUGAUUUUGUCUAUGCAACUCAAUAUCACUUCACCAUCGAAAGUGAGACUGAAACUUUUAAGGGUGGAAGGAAUGUUGGGUUGAAGGCUUAUGUUGUGUGUCAGUUGCUGGAGAUCAUUGUCCAAAAGGAACCACAACGAGCUGAAGCAAGAUUCACCCAGGUCAAGGUCCGCAGAUUUUUCAGACCAGAAGACGUCUCAUCUGAGAAGGCAUAUUGUUCUGAUAUUCGUGAGAUUUAUUACAGUGAGGAUAUGCAUCUUUUACCUGCUGAGGCUAUCGAAGGGAAAUGUGAAGUCAGAAAGAAAAAUGAUAUUCCUACCUGUAGUGCUGUCGCAAUCUUUGAUCAUAUUUUCUUUUGUGAGCAUCUUUAUGAUCCUUCCACAGGGUCCCUCAAGCAGUUACCAGCUAAUAUCAAAAUGAGGUACUCAAUUGGGACUGCAGAAAGUGAUGCUGCAUCUAGGAAGAGGAAGGGCAAGUGCAAAGAGGGAGAGGAUGAAGUUGAAAGAGAAAGAAAAGCAUCUCAAGAGAGAAGGUUGGCCACAUUGGAUAUUUUUGCUGGUUGUGGUGGCUUGUCAGAGGGAUUGCAGCAUGCAGGCAUCUCAUCAACCAAGUGGGCCAUUGAAUAUGAAGAACCUGCUGGAGAAGCAUUCAAGCUCAAUAAUCCAACGUCUCUAGUGUUUAUUAAUAAUUGCAAUGUGAUCCUUAGGGCUGCAAUGGAGAAGUGUGGUGAUGCAUAUGAAUGUAUCUCAACCACCGAGGCCAUAGAGUUGGCUGCAUCACUUGAUAAGAAAGUAAUCAAUGAUUUGCCUGUACCAGGACAGGUUGAUUUCAUCAAUGGAGGGCCUCCAUGUCAAGGUUUCUCGGGAAUGAAUAGGUUUAGUCAAAGCACUUGGAGUAAAGUUCAAUGUGAGAUGAUUUUAGCAUUUUUAUCCUUUGUUGACUACUUCCGACCCAAGUAUUUCCUCCUGGAGAAUGUGAGGAACUUUGUGUCAUUUAAUAAAGGACAAACUUUUCGUUUGACUUUGGCUUCACUCCUUGAGAUGGGUUAUCAGGUGAGGUUUGGCAUAUUGGAAGCUGGAGCAUAUGGAGUUUCUCAGUCACGAAAACGAGUAUUCAUAUGGGCUGCCUCCCCUGAUGAGAUUCUUCCUGAGUGGCCAGAACCGAUGCAUGUCUUUGCUGCUCCAGAGUUAAAAGUCAUGUUGUCAGAAAAUUUACAUUAUGCUGCUGUUCGAAGUACCGCUAGUGGAGCCCCUUUCCGUGCAAUAACUGUCAGAGAUACCAUUGGUGAUCUCCCAGCUGUUGGAAAUGGUGCCUCUAAGACGAUUUUGGAGUAUAAAAAUGAUCCUAUCUCAUGGUUUCAAAAGAAAAUUCGUGGAGAAACAGCUGUUUUGACAGACCAUAUAUCAAAAGAAAUGAAUGAGCUGAAUCUUAUUAGGUGUCAGAAAAUUCCAAAACAGCCAGGUUCUGAUUGGCGUGACCUUCCAGAUGAAAAGAUUAAGUUGUCUACUGGGCAAGUGGUUGAUUUGAUUCCAUGGUGCCUGCCAAACACAGCUAAGCGGCAUAAUCAGUGGAAGGGGCUUUUUGGGAGGUUGGAUUGGGGGAACUUCCCAACUUCAAUAACAGAUCCUCAACCGAUGGGUAAGGUGGGGAUGUGCUUUCAUCCUGAGCAGGACAGGAUUCUUACAGUUCGUGAAUGUGCUCGAUCUCAAGGAUUUCCCGAUAGCUACAAGUUUGCUGGUAACAUCCAACAUAAACAUCGGCAAAUUGGAAAUGCUGUUCCCCCACCAUUGGCAUAUGCAUUGGGGACUAAGCUCAAGGAGGCAAUGAACAAGAAGGCCAAAUAGUGAGAAUGGCUCCUACAACUCGGCCAAUCAUUACUGUAGAAAUCUUUAGUCGUUUUGACCUUAAGAGAAAUGCUCCCUUUAUUGCUUGGUACAGAAAAAAACAAAUUUGAUUUCCCUUCAAUUUUGGGAAACAGUUGGUUCUACCGGCCUUUAUUCAGCGUUCGGGUUCAAAA